Biomphalaria glabrata is the source of this 5442-nucleotide messenger RNA. RefSeq names its product phospholipid-transporting ATPase ID-like. NCBI's taxonomy places the organism in Eukaryota, Metazoa, Mollusca, Gastropoda, Planorbidae. Gene Ontology annotation, biological process: phospholipid translocation; Golgi organization. The transcript has 24 exons. Bases 651 to 4550 code for a protein of 1299 amino acids. Gene Ontology annotation, molecular function: ATP binding; ATP hydrolysis activity; ATPase-coupled intramembrane lipid carrier activity. Gene Ontology annotation, cellular component: plasma membrane. The record is from RefSeq and is a predicted model, not a curated record.
AAUCUAAGAUGAAAUGUUAUUUGUGGUCACGUAUGGGCAUGACGUGUUUGUAAGACUAGCAGCUCUAGGGCAAACUUUAGCCACGUUUUCGCGCUAAUAGACAAGAGACAUACAAACAGAAAGAGAGAUUGUUUGGUAGAAAGAGGGAGAGAGAGACUCAGAACUUCAGUGAAGCCAUGCGAUCGAUAGAAGGAAGGUAAUAACGAUAUUCAACAUCAGAAAGAAGAAACAAUAUAAAAUUAUAAGAUAAGUAGAUAGAAAGACAGGGAGAAAGAGACACAAAGACGAGAGAGAGAGAGAGAGAGAAACUUUGCAUAAAAAAAAAGAAAGCUGAGUGCCACUAAACACAGUCUAUUGAUCCAUAAGAUGCACAGCCUGCUGUGUCUAGUCCACCUUCUCGCAGACCUAAGUCUUCACCCACUUGGUGUGUGCUCUGGCAUUGCUACAGGCCUGCCUCCUUCUUGGAUGACAGAACACACAGAAGAAAAACUUGACUUCACGUAGCCACCUAGCCUCUUGCUACUAGAUCUAGCCAUAAGGUUCAAACCUCAAGUCCUAGUUUUAUAAUUCUACCUUGGUUGGAUUGCUAAAACCAGUUUCCUAAAGGCUCGUGUCAUGCACACGGUGUCGCGCGGUCUAGCUCUGUGAGUAUGCUGCAAUGGUCUCAAGCGGAUUUCCGUUCAUUUUCUGUGCUGCCGAAGAAGGGAGAGAUUGAGCGUAUCAUCAAAGUCAAUGACCCAGAGUACAAUGCACAGUUUGGCUAUGCAAACAAUUACAUUUCCACUUCCAAGUACAACAUUAUUACAUUCCUGCCCAAGAAUCUGUUUGAACAGUUCCAGAGGUUGGCCAAUGCCUACUUCUUGGGGCUUCUGGUUCUACAGUUGAUUCCAGCCAUCUCAUCUCUGGAGCCAGUAGCCACUGUUAUUCCCUUGGUGUUUGUACUCAGCAUUUCUGCCAUAAAAGAAGCAAUAGAUGAUUUUCAACGUCACCGCAGUGAUGACCAGGUGAACAACAGGAGGUCCUACGUGCUGAGAGACAGGAAGAUAGUGGAGGAGAGGUGGCACAAAGUCAACGUUGGAGACAUCAUACUGCUCAAGAACAAUGAUUUCAUUGCUGCAGAUUUGCUUCUCCUUUCAACUAGUGAACCACAUAGUUUAUGUUAUAUUGAGACUGCUGAAUUAGAUGGGGAAACCAAUUUGAAAGUACGCCAAGCUCUUGAAGAUACAUCAGAACUGGGAGAUGACUUGACAAAGUUGGCAGAGUUUAAUGCUGAAAUCACCAGUGAGCCACCAAACAACAGGCUGAGUAAAUUUGAAGGCAAAAUGCAGUGGAACAACAAGACCUAUUCCCUUGAUAAUGAGAAGAUACUGCUGCGUGGCUGUAUCCUGCGCAACACUCAGUGGUGCUAUGGGCUCGUGGUAUUUGCUGGCAGAGACACAAAGCUGAUGAUGAACAGUGGGAAAUCUAAAUUCAAAAGGACCAAUAUUGAUAGGCUUAUGAAUCUUCUGAUUAUUGGAAUAUUUUUGUUUUUGGUGGUCAUGUGCCUGAUCUGUACCAUAGCAUGUGUUAUAUGGGAGCUGAUGACUGGGCACAACUUUCAGGCUUACCUCCCCUGGGAGUCCUUUGUGUCUUCAGAGAAGGCUGCUGGAUCUGUGACCAUUGCCGUCCUUGUGUUUUUAUCUUACAUUAUCAUUCUAAACACUGUAGUGCCUAUAUCUCUUUAUGUAAGUGUUGAAAUUAUUCGUCUUGCUCACAGUCUCUGGAUCAACUGGGAUGUGAAAAUGUACUAUGAUAAAAAAGAUACACCAGCCAAAGCAAGAACCACUACUCUGAAUGAGGAGUUAGGGCAGAUUGAGUACAUUUUCUCUGAUAAGACAGGAACUUUAACCCAGAAUAUAAUGACAUUCAAUAAGUGCUCUAUUAAUGGACGUUCCUAUGGUGAUCCUGUGGAUUCUGAGGGCAAUGCUUUAGAAGUAACAGAGGAAGAGGUUGAAGGUGCAGUCAAGGAAAAAAAGACUCCUAAAGUUGAUUUAUCCUGGAAUCCUUAUGCUGAGAAAUCUUUUGAGUUCUACGACUCUAACCUCGUGGAGGAAAUAAGAAGCAACAAUAAUGAAAUGACCCACAUGUUUUUCAAACUGCUGUCUCUGUGCCAUACUGUCAUGCCUGAAUUCAAGAGUGAAGGAACUCUGGAGUACCAAGCACAAUCGCCUGAUGAAGGAGCUCUAGUCUCUGCUGCUAGAAACUUUGGCUUUGUUUUUAAAUCCAGAACACCUAGUACCAUUACAAUAGAAGUUCAAGGUCGAGAAGAAACUUAUGAACUGUUGAAUAUUCUUGAUUUUAACAAUGUUAGAAAAAGAAUGUCUGUUAUUGUGAGGAAAGACAAUAAGAUUCAACUCCUGAGUAAAGGGGCAGACACAAUUAUGUUUGACCUUCUGGACAGGAAGUGUAAUGAGUUGAAGGAACUCACUACAAACCAUUUGAAUGACUUUGCCCAAAUUGGUCUCAGAACUCUAGUCCUAGCACACAAGUAUAUUGAUGAUGCCUACUAUCAAGUCUGGAAAGAAAAACACCAUGAAGCCAGUACAACGAUGGAUGAUCGUGAUGCUAAACUUGAUGCUGUGUAUGAGGAAAUAGAACAAAACAUGAUUCUUUUAGGAGCCACAGCUAUUGAAGACAAACUUCAAGACGGAGUUCCAGAGACAAUAGCCAAUCUUGCUUUGGCUGGUAUUAAGAUCUGGGUUUUGACUGGAGACAAACAAGAGACUGCCAUCAACAUUGGUUAUUCAUGCCGUCUGCUAACUGAUGAGAUGGAGGAACCAUUUAUAAUUGAUGGUGAAAGUCUUGAAGAAGUAGAGAACCAGAUGAAGAAGGCACUUGAGGAAAUCGAUGCUGCUAAGAACAGGAGACCAGCAAAUGAUGUGGCCUUCCGUAACGGGUCAGCCAAAACAGACGUGCAUGCUAACAGACAAAAUGUGGAAAAUGGCAAUGUUGCCUUACCAGAAGAAGAGUUUGGAGAUUUUGCUCUAGUCAUCAAUGGACAUAGCCUGGCGCAGGCCCUGAAACCAGAAUUGGAGUUGAUCCUGCUCAACUUGGGUUGUAUGUGCAAGGCUGUGAUCUGCUGCCGUGUUACACCACUACAGAAAGCUCUUGUUGUGGACCUAGUCAAACGUCACAAGAAGUCCAUCACGUUGUCUAUAGGCGAUGGAGCUAAUGAUGUUAGCAUGAUCAAAAUGGCUCACAUUGGUAUAGGCAUCAGUGGACAGGAAGGGAUGCAGGCUGUACUGGCCAGUGACUAUUCCAUUGCGCAGUUUAGGUAUCUGGAACGUCUGCUCCUGGUCCAUGGACGCUGGUCUUACUUAAGAAUGUGCAAAUUCCUGAAAUAUUUCUUCUACAAAAAUUUUGCCUUUACACUGUGUCAUUUCUGGUUUGCUUUUUUUUGCGGAUUUUCUGCACAGACUUUAUUUGAUCCAUUUUUCAUCUCUCUUUAUAAUGUGUUUUACACAUCACUUCCAGUCUUGGUCUUGGGGAUAUUUGAUCAGGAUGUCAAUGACAGCUACUGUCUGAGGUAUCCCAAACUGUAUGAACCAGGCAUGAAGAAUACAUUGUUUAAUAAGAAAGUCUUUUCUUGGAGCGUUGCUGAAGGAGUCAUAUCAUCACUGGUCCUGUUUUUCAUUCCUUAUGGGACUUUUCUGAUGGGCGUAGACUCGAAUGGGCAGGAUGUAACAGAUGUACAAUCCUUUGGUACAGUAGUGGCAGCAGGUCUGGUUUUGACUGUCAAUCUCAGGUGUGCUCUGGAUACUAGCUACUGGACAGGUUUUAAUCACUUUGUAAUAUGGGGCAGUAUUAUUUACUACUUCUGCUUCCAUUUGGCUUUCUAUUCUGACGCUAUUCGCUAUAAGUACUCUGGAGUGGCUUUCAAAGUGUUUGGUCUGUCCAAGUUCUGGUUCUGUCUUUUGAUUACCAGCACUGUACUUAUUGUGCCCAUGGUGGCUUACAGGUUCUACACCACCAAUGUCUGCCCAACCCUCUCUGACAGAGUCAGGCUCAGGCAGCGAAUGAAGAAGUCCAAAUCUAAAUUUGGCAGAGACUUAAGAAUCUUGCGCCACUCUACUAUCCGCAGAAGUGGCCGUUCUGUGCGCUCAGGGUAUGCUUUUGCUCACCAGGCUGGUUUUGGAGAGCUCAUAACCAGUGGGCUGAACAUGAGGGACCGUGUGAAGGAAAAACAUAAUUCAGUAGUGCUUACUCGUGUAGUGAAAGGACAAAAUGACAGCAAAGCUCAACCUACUAAUGGUCAGACGCUCCAACCCAAGCUGGUUGCUUCAGCAGAUUCUAGAAUGCCAAAAGGGCACAAUGACAGGACUGCACCUCCCACCAACGGGCAGACUCACCAACCAAAACCAGUUGCUUCAGGGGAUACUAGAAUACAGAAAGGGCAAGGGGACAGGACACUUCAGCCGACCACUGGUGAGACUCAUCAACCCAGACCCAUUACUCCAACUGAUCCUAGGACUAGUCCUGGGGGUAAAGUGGUGUUUGUUGAAAGGUUGUGACACAUGAGGGUCACACGACUGACUGGGGAAGUGGAUUGUGAUACAAGUGCAAAUAUUUGUUUCUUUAUUCAACAUGCUGUCCAAUGUUCAUUCUUUCUUCAGUCGACCUUAGAAACCAUUUCUUCGUUACACACAGCAUCUUUCAUUAUCUCAUUUGUUGACAACUUUCAUGGAGGAAUAGAUGAUUGUUUCUAUCGCCAUCAUACAUAAAAGAUUUAUUUAUAUGAAUUGUAUUGAAUAAUAGCUAAACAUUUUAUUAUUGUUUUAUUUUAUUCUUUCUGUAUAAACUUGUUAUUUGUUAAUAUGAACAUGAACAACCUUGAAACUAAAACAAACAAUGCUAACGUAAUCAUAACACAUAGAGGAAUCCCCAACUUGUAAACCUCUAGACUCAAACAUAGUUUUGAUGUUUCAACUCACAUUAUUAAACAGUAAAUUUAUUACAAAAUUUACCAUCACAAAUCAUUCAUGAAAUGAAAACAGUUUUUAUUAUAGGCUAGGUCUAGUGAUACAAGGUUAUCAUUUUUUUAAUAGUAUUUUAUAUGAAAAUUUUGAAUUCCAAUAUCGGAUUAAAAAACAAAAACAAUAUUUGGCUAGCACCAGUUACUAACAAUUAUCAUUUCAUAAGCUGAAACACUUUAAGAAUAUUUGCUAACGCUGAGCAAGUUAUUAUUUGGUACAUUAUAAAGAAAAGAAAUGGAAAUCUUAUCUUAUCUUAUAUGAUACAGACGUUACUUCAAAAAAGAAGAUGAUUACAUCCUAUGCUUCAUGCAUUUAGUCAUGCAUAUGCAUGCUUUUCUCAUAACUCCCUUUGUUCAUAUGAUUGAGAAUAUUGUUUAUCUAGUUGGGGAUGUGUCUUAUCUAUGCUGUAAUAUCAUCAUGUAUAUAUACA